Dermacentor albipictus is the source of this 5150-nucleotide messenger RNA. Its product is annotated as protein tweety-like. Lineage: Eukaryota; Metazoa; Arthropoda; Arachnida; Ixodida; Ixodidae. The record is from RefSeq and is a predicted model, not a curated record. Gene Ontology annotation, molecular function: volume-sensitive chloride channel activity; intracellularly calcium-gated chloride channel activity. Gene Ontology annotation, cellular component: plasma membrane.
UCCUCACGCAACACCCUCUCCGACAAAGUGGGUGCGCUUGGGGCGGUCCCUGCCUGCUCGCUGGCCAGCAGCGGCGGCCGCUGCUGACUGUGUGUGUGUUUCUCCUUGGCUUGUGGUGGGUGGUUAUCGCGACCAGCGCGGGACUAUGUGAAGAAUCACCGGAUAACCAAUUUCCUGCUGCGCGCGGCUUCUCUGCGUGUUCCCUUUCGUGGUGCGCGCCGUGGCCGCCCUUUUUCGACGAGACCAACCAACGCUCCCGGGGGCGCCCAGGGAGAAGAAACUCCGCGGCUAUGAUGCGCGACGGCUAGCUACCGUUGUCGCGGUGAUAUAAAAAAAAGAGAAACUAGCGCUCACACACUCCGCCUCGCGUCACAGCCAUCGAUUCUCCGAGCGACGGUGACGCCUUGUCCCCACAAUGGCAUUGCACGAGGGCUACCAGGUGUCGAUGGUGGCCGACUGCUUCCAUGUUGUGCCGCACGUCGAUAUAGGUUUUUCCCCCGUCAAUUCCACUUUCGACCCAACCAGCAACGUCUACCUUGAGAGCCUGGGCAUCCUGAUUGCGGUGCCAGGCUUCUGGUUGAUCCUCACCCUUCUGGCAUUCCUCAUCUUCUUCCUCUGCCGAUGCUGCGACUCGGGUCUCAAGAAAAAACGACGCCUCACACCGCUCAAGUGGAUCUUGGCAUUUUUUGCACUCCUCUGCUGCGGUUCAUUGGCGUUGGGACUGUUUGGAAACGACCAGGCUCACAGUGGUGUAGUGGCCGUGCAGAAAUCAACCCAGUACAUUGAAGACAACCUCAGCAAUUUCGGCAACCAGACGCAAUACCUGGAGCGAUCCCUUGGCCAGAACGCCAAGGACCAGCUGCAGGGGCUUACUGAGGCACUGGCUGGUCCCAUGCCUGACCCUGUUGCCCGAAACUUGAUUGAUCGCGGGCUGGAGCUCAUCAAAGGAAACCUGAGCGUUGGCGCUGGGCGCGCCCAGGAGCUCCACUCUCGCAUUGGCCAUCUGACUCUCAGCCCGCUGCCUAGAGCCCUACAGUUGAUGGAGCUCUUCCGGUGGCCUGCGACAAUUGGCCUGCUGUGCGUGCUCAUUCUGGUCUGCCUGCUGCUGCUCUGGGGUGUCAUCCGGCACUCGCGAUGCCUGCUCAUUCUGUUUUCGGUCCUGGGUCUGCUUUCCGUGGUGCUGUGCUGGGUGCUGGUCUCCCUCUAUCUUGGCAUCUGUGUGGCUGGCUCAGACUUUUGCCUGGACCCUGAACCAUUCCUUCAGAAGCAGUCCAGUGGAAUGGUGGACAAUGCUGUGCUCAACUACUACCUUCACUGCAGGGAUGACUCCUCCAGUCCAUUUGUAGAGCCACUCAGAGAGGCGCGGGCAGCUGUCGAUGGCGUGCAGACUCUCAUGGCACCAAUGACACAAGUGGCAGACCGCUACUUUCCCCGCAAGGAGGUGCACUCACUGCUGGGUCAGCUGGGCCAGGAACUCAACGGCAGCCAGAACGCGCUUGGGAUGCUCGGCCUUCUGCUUGACUGCCGCCCGCUCAACCGCAAAUACCGGCGCGCCAUGGACGCCACCUGCACCGGCCUUCUGGAGGGGACAGCCUUCAUGCUGGCUUCUGCCUUCGGGGGCGGACUGCUGUUUACAGUGCUUAUCUGGGUGGCCUCUCACACCUGGAUUCACAUUCGACAGAGGCGGCCGCGAGAUACCGUGGACGAGGAGGACCCUUUCCUGCCCCCCUCCGCGGUGGGUGCGCCUCGACGCAGCCGCGACACGAAUGGACGUACCGCAAGCCGUGAAGAGCAAGCAUUUCUGCAAGCCAGGUACACACCGCCCCCAACGGCCAGCAUGCGGCCCGUGGCCUCGGACUCGGGGGAACCGUUGUUGGCGUCCAGGGGUGGCAACACACGCCGGGGCGUCACGCCGGAGCGAGCCCUGUCGUUCUCUUUUGUUUCCUUUGCCACCACGACGGCGACCUGACGUGCGCCACAAAGUUCUGAGAGGGGGAGAAACAGAGACUUGUGACUCCGGCAAUGAGAAGACGUUGAAAACCCACCUUCUUUCCCUCAUUCUUGUACCUUCUCCAUCAUUUGACUGCACAUCCGCACAAGUGUGUUGACCUCACCCGACCAGAGAUUCCCUUUUUUUUUUCAUCAUCCAACAUGCUACAGAGAACCUUAGUAGAGCUCCUCCAUCUUCCUGCUUUUUUUUGUGUCCCCUGUACCCGUCUGAUCAUGUGCCGGUUGCUUUCUCAUCUGCUUUCCCACGCUGGAACACGAGUGCAUCUGCUGGGGAUUCGGUGACAAGAGCAGCUUGGUGUCGUUCAGAAGUUACUGCGAAAUGCUUUUGUUGAAGAAUAUGUUUGAAGAUGCGUUGCAGCGAGCCCUGAACUGCUGCUUCACUAAGAAGUGCUGCUUUCAGCCUGUCUGCAGUGUUUUUGAAUACACGGCAAGGUGUAUUGAGUUUAGAAGGCAUCUGGAUGUAGUGCACCAUCCCAAGCAGUGAUCUUUCUUUAAAUGAACCAAUUGACAGGGCUUGAGGAAGUUUCAUCUUCAAAUAUUUGAUGGUGACUGCUGGUUCUCAUUACAGAAUGUUUGCAUGGUCAGAUUCAAGGUGCCACGUAUCUGCCAAAGUUCUUUGUAAGUUAGCAAGUCGUGGGUGUGACUUGAGACGCAAGAUGAAAGGACAGAUCAAAGGUAGCAUGAGUAGACAAAGACAGUGGGGCAACGCCGUGACCCCCUCCCUUGCAAACAUUCUUGCAAAGAUGCCAAAUGAAUUUCAGACUUGACUCAAGAGACAGUCAGUACAAAGUCCUCUGCCGAUGUUUAAUUGACUUCACUGAGCCUGUUGAAUUCGCCAAAGCUCGACACAAGCAGUGACGCCGCAACAAAGGAAGUUUGUACUCAAGUAUGUAGUUUGCUUACGUGCGGUGCACGUCUUUGUAUCGAGUUACACGACCCACCAUGGCCGAUUCCUGCCAGAAUGGCUUGCACAAGGGGCAAGUGUUUUUGCUGGCAGUCUGCGUGGAAUCAACAGAAGAGUUGGGGACGACUGUUCAAGCCACUCAACAUGGGCGAGACGAUGUGAGCAAGCUGCGGAGUGAUGUUGCAACCAGCAUAGUGCAAUCCCGAGUUAUCUUUGCUGCUUCUGCAAUGCAAGCCAGCGGCGCCAUGUCGCACCGCCAGACUGCUUCAGAACACCAUCACCUGCUUCACCGAAAGCUGCGCACAAGUGUUUCCACGGAUUGUCAGACAGCUUGGAGUAAGAAGGAAAACACAAUUUCUGCAUGGAGUUGUGUGUAAGGCGUGCCCUAGCAUGUCCGUCACUGUCUUUACGAAAAGCUGCACAGAAAAGGCUUCGGAGAGUUGGUCAGGUGGGGUAGGGGUGCUGCAAGGGGGGUCAUGACAAUGGCUCGACCCUGGCACCGUAGUCAGUUGCAGAUUCUCUCAUGCUGGAUUCGUGGGGAAGUUUCACGGCGCCCUAGAUCACCUCGUGGAAUUACGAUGGUCACUUGCACGGAGAAAUUGCUGCAAAGGGUUGGUCAUGCCACUUGAUGUUGUGCAACUUGUGAUGCAACCUGAUGCGGUUGUGCAACUUGAUGCGGUGGUCAUCUCCCUUGGUGCCCCUCUUUGCCUGCAGCCACAAACAUUCCUCGACCCAUAGCAGGCCGGUGGUGUUCCUCAUUUCUCUUUUUCCCCUCAAGGAGCCCAGCUAGUCAGCAGAAACCCUGGGGUCGUAAACGACUCUUUUCGGGCACCCAUCGUCCUUCACCCGAAAAGUGCCAGUCGGCGUCGUAUGCCGGUUGUGACUGCCACCGUGAUGUCACCGCACGCAUUUGUUUGUUUGUACGCAUUGCUUUUGCCUUUUUUUUUUCUCUCGCUGCCGAGAAUCUCGCGCUCCGACUUGCGGGCGCGUGCAUCCACCAAUGCUCAACUUGUGUACAGCUCUGCCACCUAGGCGCGGAUCUCUUUGUGGGAGGCUUUCUUUUUAUUGUGCAUAUGGAUAGCCUAGAUAGACAUGCUUAAGCUUUCACAGUCGCAAAGUUUGUUUUGUGUUCACUUGCUCAGGUCAGAAAUCACUGAAUGGAUCAACAUGAAAAAAUAGAUUACGGAUGUGUGCAAGGCUUGUUGUGAAAUGUUAGUUUCCACGGUACUGUCUUGUGCUCCUUAGUAAUGCUUUGCAACGUGCAUUGCUUUGGCAGAAAACAAUGCUAGCGCAAGUGUAGCACACACGUUACCAUACGUUUGGCUCCUUGAACGUUGGACCGAAAGCGAAUGAUUUGGUCAUCUGUGCUGGAAAUGUCUUAUCAAAAGAAUGCUUUAAAAGAGAAGGGAAGGUCUGGCUCUCCAGUUCAGAAUUAUUGAAAUUCUCAGCUAUCUCGUUUUGUUGCGUAUUAUCCCUGCUAUUAUUCAAGCUUGUGAAUUGUAUUUGUGGAGUGAAUGACUGUAUUGUCGGUGUAGCUGUGCAUUCGCAAUACGCAAGCAUUUUAACUUGAUUAGGUUUGAAGCCGGGCAUCGCCUGCUUUACUCGUUAAAGGGUGAUGCCCAUCUUUUGCACACUAAGAGUGCAAACACAGAUGCGUCCUAGUAUGAAACAACCAAGAUAUUAAAAAAAUUUGUCGUCUUGACAAUCGAUUCUCACAUUGAGCAACAUCCCGAUUGCUGUGGACCAAAUCAUCAUAUACACGCACAUACACCCCAGCACAACUUCUUUCACAUUCCUGCGAUUGGUGCAUGAAUGCCUGCCACUUUUUAUCAGCGUAAGGCGCUGUCUUAAAGAAUAUUUUUAGAAUGUGAUUUCGUGACGUAACGCGUCGGCAAGAAACCAUCUGGACCAACUGCUUUAGUCAUUCCAGGUGUUUUGUUUUCUCGUGUGCAGGGAAUCGUUGCAUUCCAGUAUUUUAUAUUGAAUGGUCACACUGCAUUUAUGAAGCACGCAUCUGAAAUGUGUGUAAAUAGGUUGCGUUUCUUUCAUUUCAAGCCUCCCUAGAGAGAUCCGUGAGCUGCUGUGCCCACAUUUCACAUUCUCGGGCGUGUCCCGGGUUUGUCGUCAUUGCUGUACGUAGUAUGUGUCGUUAAGUGUGCGCUGCGCUGUUUUUGGCGAAGUGCAACUGACACAUCUCUUUUUGUUGUCUGUGUGUGCAAUGUGUGUACAUCACAAA